Molecule: messenger RNA, 429 nt
Organism: Sordaria macrospora k-hell
Lineage: Eukaryota; Fungi; Ascomycota; Sordariomycetes; Sordariales; Sordariaceae
Source: the annotation of a RefSeq genome assembly
AUGGAUGACGUAGCCGUCCGACGGAUCGGCCCAUGCCGGAUCGAAGGAGUAAUAACUGGUUCCGGCUUCUACGGCGGUGAUCGUAUAGUCGCCGAGAUUGCCGGGGAGGCGCAGCGUAUCGGUGCCCUCGCCGCCAAGGGCAGUACCGCCGUAGACUUCGGGGAGCGUGUCGUCGAUCGUCAACCGGUCGUCACCCGCACCGGCGUCGAGGAACCAGCCUCCCGUCAACCGGUCAUUGCCGUCGCCGCUAUGGAGUUCGCCCCGGCCGCUGAGCGUGUCGUCGCCUUCGCCGCCGUACAGCGUCACCAGACGCGGGCCGCCGAUCAGCACGUCAUCGCCCGCGCCGCCAUCGACCUCCAUCGCCUGCCAACCCUGAUAGGGCAGGUUUGCGGCACUCGCGUCGACCCGGUCGUCGCCGCUGCCCAGCAG